AACAGAUAACUGCUGGACAGAGCCUCAGAGUCAAAGUGACCAGACCAGACUCAACUCGAUUCGACUUCACCCCUGGAGAUACCAGGUUCGGAUCAUGGAUUCAAGAAGUUUUCUUGUGAUGCUCUGUUUGCUGAUGACGUCUUCAUGUCAGCCCUGGAGGGCAUUUGGAACACCAGACAGGCGGCAGCCCCCUCCUUUUGCCUCCUUCCUGAAUCAGCUCCUGAAGAUACGCGAAGGAGCAGAUGGCAGAGGCUUGCAGGAGCCUGGGUUGGAAGCAGGAGAAAGGUCCACCAAGUGGGCGCAGUUGGAGGGAGUGAGAAGCCAGCUGAACCUGUUGAAGAGCUCCGCUCCUGGGCACCGUGUCCCUCGGCACCUGCUGGCCUCUCCUUCCAUGCGCGGAUGCCAGCUUGGCACCUGCCAAGUGCAGAACCUCGCCAACCUGCUGUACCGUUACGGGGGCAACAACCAGAAGGACGAAUCCCGCAAGAACAACAAGGACACAGCCGAUCCCAUGGGCUAUGGGCGCAGGAGACGCCGGGCGGCUGGGCAUGGCUUGCCCACUCCCACUUAAGAGACACCAUGCUGACGAGGGGAAAGAUGGGCACCAACUGAACCAGGCUGUGGGAAGCCGCAAGGAUCAAGAGAACACGCUCAGUGACCCCGAGCGCAAUGGGCAACUACAAGUGUGGCCACCAUCCGAGACAUAGGAUGUUGUGGGUCUUCUUCUGUCUCCAGCAUUUUAGUGCCCCCCCCAUCCCAGUUCAAGAUUUGGGUCACUGGUGCCUAGGCAAAGCUUCAUAGCGAUGCAAGGCUGUAGAGCAGAUAGCUGCUACGGCUCACAAAGUGUUCAAUGGAGUUGUGUGUUCAGCGGCGAUCAAGCUAAGAGCCCCCUCUCCAACGGGGCAGCGGUUCUUUGCCAGAAUGCAGAAGGAGGGUGCUAUAAGAAGCCAAGGAAGCGGAUGGGAAAGCGGCCAUGCGCCCCCCCCCCCGGAAAAGAACACUGGAACAUCUCAGCGUUGCGGAAUAGCUCCUCUGCAAAGUACAAAUGGACUUUACCCGGCUAUGUGACAUCGCAGGCAGGGUGGCGGGAUUCCUGGGCAUUCCUGGCUUCUGGGAUUCUGUGCUUCAUUUGUGCAUCUGGAGUUGCAUCAAGAGGAGAUUUAAAGUAAAAAGAUUUCUCCACCUGGAA
This is a messenger RNA of Lacerta agilis (Sand lizard), 1189 nucleotides long. RefSeq names its product ADM-like. Gene Ontology annotation, molecular function: hormone activity. The coding region runs from base 95 to 571 and encodes 158 amino acids. Gene Ontology annotation, biological process: regulation of systemic arterial blood pressure; positive regulation of heart rate; adenylate cyclase-activating G protein-coupled receptor signaling pathway. The record is from RefSeq and is a predicted model, not a curated record. Gene Ontology annotation, cellular component: extracellular region. NCBI's taxonomy places the organism in Eukaryota, Metazoa, Chordata, Lepidosauria, Squamata, Lacertidae. The transcript is spliced from 4 exons.